CUGAACAUAUCAGCAGGAGCCAUUUUAUUCCGCGAAUGAAACUUCCGAUUUCCUAAAAAACACAAGACAUUCUCCUCGACAUCAAUUGCAGUGUGUCGUUGAAUCGAAUGAUAAACCCUUUCAUACGGCAAUGCGAAGGAAUUGGGUCUGUCUCCAUGGCUUAGUGUGCUGCUGCAGCUGUAGCAGCUGGACCCAGGCAGAAGUCUCUCUUCAUCUUCUCCUUCACCCCUUCUUCCAGCGGUGAGAUCAUCGUGACAUCACACCAGGACGGUAACUGCCCCUGCUGGUUACUAGGGAGUCCCCUGACCCCCCCCCCCCUGUGGAGAUGGAGCCCCAGGGGCUGCCCAGAGCAGAGGGGGAUUAUGAGAUGUUGGGUCUGCUGGUGCCCAGUCCCCAGAGUGAGGCGGUCACCCAUGAGCUGGAGGAGCUGACCCUACAGCCCAGCAACAACCUGCCCCCCCUCAACGAACGCAAGAACGUCCUUCAGCUGAGGCUACAGCAGAGACGUACCCGUGAGCAGCUGGUAGACCAGGGCAUCAUGCCUCCUCUAAAGAGCCCAGCGGCAUUUCAUGAGCAGAUACGCAGCCUGGAGAGAGCCAGGACUGAAAACUUCCUGAAACACAAGAUCCGCAGCCGACCAGAGAGAUCUGAACUGGUCAGAAUGCACAUCCUCAAGGAGACUGGGGCAGAGCCCUCCCUGCAGGCCACCCAGAUGAAGCUGAAGAGGGCCAGGCUGGCUGACGACCUGAAUGAGAAGCUGGCCCAGCGCCCCGGCCCCAUGGAACUGGUAGAAAAGAACAUUCUGCCUGUAGAACCCAGCGUCAAGGAGGCCAUCAUUGUAAACUACCCCAAAGCGCUGGACACGUAUGGGUUUGAGGAGGACAGCGGGGACGCCCUGUCUCCAGAGCAGCCAGCCAGCCAUGAGUCCAAGGCCUCCACACCCUCCCCUGGGGAACCUCGGACCCUGGAGGCCCCCUGCCCACCACCGCUGCCCACAAUCACCAACAACCACACAAUCCUACAGCCCUUUCCUGUUGUCACCCAGGCAACGGCAGACUUCCUCAAAGCUCUCUCCACCAAAGAGCUGCCAGUCAGUCGCCCAGCACCCGCGUCUCAGCCUAUCAUCACUGUCGUUCCUUCAAAGCCAGGGCCCACCCUAGUGAAACAGAGCCAGCCCAAACAGCCGGGAGAGAGGAAUCGCAGUAAGAAGGGCAAGGAGCCAAAGCCCCGGGUCAAGAAGUUAAAGUACCACCAGUAUGUCCCCCCAGACCAGAAACAGGAGGCCAGCGAUGCCCCCAUGGACUCAUCCUACGCCAAGAUCCUCCACCAGCAGCAGCUCUUCCUCCAGCUGCAGAUCKUCAACCAGCAGCAGCAGCAGCACUACAACUACCACACCAUCCUCCCAGCACCCUUAAAGCCUGUAGCUGAGGGUCAGAACAGCAGUGUGAGCGGCCUGCCAACCUCUAUAGUGCUGUCCCUACCUCCUGCCGCCCAUGUCACUGUCCCUACUCCCACCCCUGUCCGUCCCAACAGCCUGUCCAACCGCAAGCCUGGCCACCUGCCUCCUAACCUGGAGGACAUGAAGGUGGCCGAGUUGAAACUGGAGCUGAAAUUGCGAAGCCUCCCUGUCUCAGGGACCAAGACUGAUCUCAUCGAGAGGCUGAAGCCCUACCAGGAGAGUCCCAGCACCCCGGUCCCAACCCCCGGCCCUAAAACCCUCCCCUCCUCAGUUCCCAUAGAGGUUGGCUCAUCCCCUGCACUUCUCCUACCUGCCCACCAGGUGGCACCAGAGAGCAUGAGCGCCACAGCCCCAGUGUCCCCAAUCCCCACAGACCUCGCCACCUUCAGAGACGACGGAGGGAUGCCCAGGGUAUCCAAGCUCCUUUGCGACCCCCAGAGGGUGAGCCUCUGUCGGACAGGCGCGGGGAUGUCCCACCUUGGGCUGGGUGUUGUCCCGGAGGAGAAAGACCGACGGCUCCACGAGAAGGAACGUCAGAUCGAGGAGCUGAUGAGGAAGCUGGAGCAGGAGCAGAGGCUGGUGGAGGAGCUCAAGAUGCAGCUGGGGGUGGAGAAGAAGACCCAGCCCCUCCAGGAACCCUCCUCAGACCCCGUCCCCAUGAUCCAGACCUCCAACGCAGUCAAAAUGGAAGGCAGGGUCCUUCCUAACUGCUCAGCCAUGAUUAACUCAACCCUGGCCCCACAGACUCUCCCCACUGUGGUGAAGGUAGAGGAUGUCAUUUGUAACUCCAGACCCCAUUCCCAGCCCAAUCCGGCCCCCAGUCUGCCCCAGUUCUUCAUCAGCCACCAGGGGAGAGUGUCCCAGGUUCUAGGCCAGCCUGUUUCCCAGACCCUACUCACGGCCCAGGAUGGCUCUACUCAGAUCCUCCUUCCUGUCCUCCAGGCUACGUUGUCAAAUCAAGCCCCAGGUUUGAUGCAAGCCUCCAUCUCCCAGCUGCAUACCACCAAGAUGGAGACAGCCUCCACUCAGCAGAUAACUAAUCACAACCACAUUUUGCAGACUGUUACAGUUUGUAAUGGCUCUGGGAUGGUGGAGAACCAGACUAUGCCCGACAUGCCUCCCCAGUGUUUCCUGAGCAGCUCCCCAGAUAACAGGCUCUCUCCCCGUGGGGCAUCACCCAGCCACAACCUUUCCAAUGGGCCUGUUAACAAGUCUCCAUCCCAGCCCGCCUUCAUCCUCCACCCCUCCUCCCUCGUUACCCAGCCCCCCAAGAACAGGGACCCCCCCCGCUACGAGGAUGCAGUUAAACAGACCCGCAACCUGCAGCAGGCCAACAACCUCACACAGGUUUCCACGGCAACCAGCCAGCAGAUGGACGACCUGUUUGACAUCCUGAUUCAGAGUGGAGAGAUCACUCCAUUCAUCCAGCAGGACCUGCCUUCUCUAAGCACUAAGACUGUCCCUGUCACAGCCAACAUCACUACCCUCCCUGUCAACACCGCCCUGUCCAGAACCCCUCCACAGAUCCAGGUAGCUCCCCCUCCCACCCCUCCCUUCGACCCCCUGCCCCUCCCCAGUCUGGCCUCCGACAACCAGCUGGAGGCCUUCCUGGAGGGGACUCUGAACAACCCGUCCCCAACCACGGACCCCCGCACCCUGGGUCUGAUCGAGGAGUUGCAGUCCCAGCUCCUGGAUCAACCCUACUCCCCCAUGGACACCUCAGAGCUGUCCUUCUGCGACUCCACGUCUCCCCCUUCCUCCCUCAACAUGGGCUUGUCCGACACAGUCCUGGACAACAUGGAGUGGCUGGAUCUAACCAUGCCGUCCGACCCCGCGGGGGGGCUCACACCCCUGGGGAUUCCUUCAGACUUCCUGGAUACACACGACCUGCAGCUGCACUGGGACUGAGGGAGAAGGGGAUAGAUGGAGUGAGGAAGGAAGGAAGGAAGAGGAUUGGUGUAGGGAUAGAGGGACUCAAGGUAACAAAUGCAGACCUGGUAAGUGAGGUUAGUCCUCCUUGUGUAUUUAAAACAUAACAAAAAAAUAAAAAUGUUCUUCCAUAUAAUAAGAUUAGCCAGCUGGUGAUCGGGGCAUUGGAUGUUUCAUAGGAGUACUGGGACCAGAGCCAAAUGAACAAGGAGGCAGACGGUAUGUAAAUAUCCUGUAAAUGACAGUUAUUUGAACCAGAACAAGGUUAGAUGUUCACUCAGCCCUGCUGGAGUUUUUAUUGAAUUGGGCAAAGCUUUCACUAUACGACACAUGGCAGUCAGCCUUACGCUGUUCAGCUUUCCUUGCGGUGAACACGUGGAUGUGUUAACUUAGCAUGCGUUUCACAUCGGUCAUGCUACAGGGUCUGGAUCUACAGCCAUUGCUCUGUGGAAGCAUGCUGCUGUGCCAUACAGUCUGAGAAUGUGGUUUGUUUGUUACAGAUCUGUUGUGCACAAGCCACGACAAACCGCAUAACUGACAUAAGUAAAACUGACGAGUACAAGGCUGUUUUACACUGGUCUUUUUUUGCGACAUACCUAUAUUUGGUAUUGUGACAUAGCUACAUAUUGUAUUCGAUGAGACUGUUUUUUUCCUGAACAAAACAGACGCUAUGGUCAGUUGGACUAUUUAAGCAAUGAACUGAACUGACACUGAGAACAAAGACUCACUCCUAUUGGAUGAGGAGGAGUGGACUCCUCCCACUCUGAGCUAUGCACUAAGGKGGUGGGCCUUACACCUGCACCUCACACAAGGAAAUCUGAAUCACAGAUAAAGAUUUUAAUGAGCCGUUUAUUGAAAAAAUGUCAAUCCACGUGUUGGUUAUCUUUGUGUACUUUCAAUUCAAGGAUUCCAAGUUGAUCCGUCUGAAUGAAAGUGGAAACUUUACAUUGUUGGCAGCUUUAUCUUCUGAAAGACAACUGAUGUAUUAGUGGCAAGGGAACAAUUAUGCUAUCACACAGGUACACUACAUAGAGGUUAAUGUGUGUAUACUUACUGUAUGCUAGCCUGGUCCCAAGUCUGUCUGUGCUCUUGCCAACUCCAUUGCCAAGCAUGUUUGACAUGACAAUGAGUGACAAGAAGUUGGCAUGAUAGUCUGAGUGCCAGUUGUUUUGUAUGCUACAAGUGUUUGUGACAUGUUUUAAUGUGGCUGCAUGACCUCUGGCAGAAAGACUGUAAUCUUCUCUGUCUGUCCUGAAAACUGUCUGUCAAAUCUCUGCAUGUGUCUCUGUCUCUCACUGUGUGUCUGUG
This is a messenger RNA of Salvelinus sp. IW2-2015, 4696 nucleotides long. RefSeq names its product myocardin related transcription factor Ba (gene mrtfba). The record is from RefSeq and is a predicted model, not a curated record. Lineage: Eukaryota; Metazoa; Chordata; Actinopteri; Salmoniformes; Salmonidae. Gene Ontology annotation, biological process: positive regulation of transcription by RNA polymerase II; smooth muscle cell differentiation. Gene Ontology annotation, cellular component: nucleus. Gene Ontology annotation, molecular function: transcription coactivator activity.